CAGCAGCCGCCGGGCAGUGGAGGGGGCAGUGGGAGGUUUGCGGUCGGGGACACGGGAUCUUCAUCAGACGAGAUAUUUGUAGCGGACGAGUCAAAACUCGCCGUCCUCUUUGGCAGCGGCGGCGGGGCUGGCGGAGGCAGCGGGGGCGGCGGCGGCGCAGGGGCGCUCCAGCCCAGCAUCCCCACGCGCACGCAGCUGCAGCCGCCGCACAGCCCGAUGGCUAUGAGUUUGACGGCGGAGCCCAGCAGCGGCGGCGGCGCAGCGGCGGCGUUGGGCCUGGUGGCGGCGCCACAUCAGCAGCGACCACUGCCUGUGAAGCCAGGUGCUGUUGCAGCUGCCGGCUCAGUAUUGCCACCUCCAAGGAUUGGUGCGGGCUCAAUGUCGCCGACACGCGUCCGCUCGCCGCAGCCGGGUCGUGGCGGGGCUUGA
Monoraphidium neglectum is the source of this 429-nucleotide messenger RNA. RefSeq lists its product as hypothetical. The record is from RefSeq and is a predicted model, not a curated record. The annotation marks the transcript as partial. Lineage: Eukaryota; Viridiplantae; Chlorophyta; Chlorophyceae; Sphaeropleales; Selenastraceae. The transcript has a single exon.